GUUCUCAUCGAAGCUGCACUGGGAGCUCAGCACGACCCUGACCACCAACCAUUUGCUCUCCAUCGUGGCUCUAGCCAACACUCUCAUGUCCAUGAGCAACGCCACCUUCAUACCGGAGCAGGAGUUUAACCGGAGGAUGCACAGACCUUCCACCAGGAGCUCUUCAUCAUGGGCUGGUGACGAAGAAAGGGCUGAGCAGCUGGCGGCCCAGCAGCAGCACAUUAAACAGGGCUGGUCUCUCCUGGCCACGCUUCAUUGUGUGCUGCUGCCUGAUAAGGUGGUGGCUGCCGGAGCGAAAAGCUUCAAGCGUCCGCAAGUUGAAAUGCUCGCCCGCAGAUGGCAGCACCACUGCCUUGAAGUGCGCGAGGCGGCGCAGGCGCUACUUCUCGCUGAGCUUGGAAGAUUGGGUCCUAAAGGUCGAAAGGGUCUGGUUGACAACUGGGCGCAGUACCUGCCGUUAUACACGCACACAGAGAGCAUCAACCCCCACGCUGCCCACAAGGAACCCGCUGAGAAGGCCGCUAAAGCUGAGGAAGAGUUUGAGGAGGAGGAGGAGGAGAUAGUCCGCAAGCCCUCCUCCCUGGCGGAACUCAAGCGCAAGCAGACAACAGCUGUAGUUUUACUCGGCGUGAUUGGUGCUGAGUUCGGCCAAGAUAUCACUAGUGAAGGGGCGGCGGGCAAUAAGAGACGCAAGGAUGGAGACAGCAGAAAGAGCUCCGUCGUAGAAGGCUUCACUUUAUCAGCCUCCAACAACCUGGCGCGGCUGACGGCGCUCGCGCUCACACACCUGCUGCUGUCGCCGCCGUGCGCGCGCCUCCCCGCGCACACCCCGCUGCGGCGCGCGGCCGUCGACUUGCUGGGGCGAGGGUUCACUGUGUGGGAGCCCUAUUUGGACGUCAGCCACGUGUUGCUAGGUCUGUUGGAGAUGUGCUCAGACGCGGACAAGCUCGUGCCGUCCAUGAGCUACGGACUGCCGCUUACCGCGCAGGCGGACUCCUGCCGUACAGCGCGCCAUGCACUUACCCUUAUCGCCACCGCUAGGCCAGCUGCCUUUAUAACAACCAUGGCGCGCGAGGUUGCCCGCUGCGCCGCCGCCCAACAAUCCGGGCAACCGUCACCAGCUUACCACGCCCUGCAGAAGGGCAGAGCUGAGGUCCUCAGGGGCAUCGAGCUGCUUAUCGAUAGGAUGCAUAAUGAGGUCGCUGAAUUACUGGUUGAGGUGAUGGACAUCAUUCUGCACUGUGUGGACCAGUCUCACCUGAAGAGCAAGGGCCUCAACGAGGUGUUUCCCGCCAUCUGCCGCUACAACCAGGUGUCGCACUGCCCCGCUACUAGGAGGAUCGCAGUGGGCAGCCACACUGGCCAACUGGCCAUGUACGAGCUUCGCGCCGGGCGCUGCCAGUCUCUCGCCGCCCACAGCGGACCGGUUACCGCCUGCGCCUUCAGCCCUGACGGACGAUAUCUCGUGUCGUACGCCACUGCUGAUAAUAGGCUGUCAUUCUGGCAGAGUACCGCUGGUAUGUUCGGUCUGGGCGCGGCGCAGACGCGCUGCGUGAAGUGCUACAGCACGGCGCCCAUGGCGGACGUGGCGCGCCUCAACCCCGCGCGCCUCGCGCGCCUCGUGUGGACCAACUCGCGCACCGUCACGCUCAUGCUCGCCGACGGCUCCGAGACGCGCUUCAACGUAUAAAACUACUUACAUACAUACACUACACGCACAUAUACAUACAACCACGCCUUAUAUACAUACAUACACACAUACAAUCACGCUCAUGCUCGCCGACGGCUCCGAGACGCGCUUCAACGUCUAGGCGGGUUGAGUACGAGCUCAACCUACCUAAACGCCACUUGCACCAUACCACUAACCCGGGGUUAACCAAUUAAACCUAGAGUUACCAUGGUUACCAGUACAAUUUGACACUGGGUUACCGGUUUAACCGCUUGACUCCGGGUUAGUGGGAUGGUGCAAGUGGCCCUAAGAAGUGAGAUUCAUCAAAAAAAAAAACUAGAGAAUAAUUUGCAACGAGAAUAUAGCUAAUUUCCCUUAUUUACCUUUUAUUUCCUACGUACCAAUGCAAAUGUAAUAGUCUAAAUUGCAUUGAAAAUUAUGUUUUAGCAUGUGUUCAAAACUAGAAAGAUUUAAUUUCAAAAACAUGUAAAAAAUGUUUUUUUCAACAAUGAUCCUGGUCACGGCACCAAAUGGUAACAGUUUUAUAAAUAUCUGAUAUUUUAAAACUCCUAGUGAAAGAAAUCUUCGAAUACUUAUUAUUACCUUUCGAAUUUUUAGGAAGUAUAGGUACAUAACGAAAAGUAACUUUUUCUUUAAAUAAAUUGUCAGUAUUAUUAAGAUACUACUGACAUAAAGUUGCAAUUUAAUAUUAAGUUUCUGUCUGACGUUUUAUUAAAAAAAUAUCUUAAGCAAAUCUUGUUUCAUGUAAUAUAUUUAAUAAGUCUGUGGACAUUUCACAUGUUCUAUUGUCCCACGCAAUAACAUCCAUAAUUAAUCACCUAUGGUAGAAGUACUAGUGCUCGACGCUGCACUAAGGUCGCCUCCAUAAACUCGCGAACUAAAUUGACAUGAGUUUGACAAAUAAAAUGAUACCAGGAAUAGCAACGAAAAAAUAGUCACGGUAUAUGUCGAUAAAAUGAUAUCGAUAAGUAUAGGUAAGUUAUUGCACUUACUACCCAAGUCAUAAUUAUAAAGGGGUCACAACCGAUUUCGAUUUAUAUGAAUGUGACGAGAAAAGUGGUUGAUUCGAUCGUAAGAUUGAGAUGUGACAUUACCGAUAAAAUCAGGAGCUGCGAAACUGACAAAUUUCUAUGUUAGUAUGCAGGUUUGGGGGCAAGCAAAAAAAUAAGAAAUAAAUAAAAAACAACGGGUUGCACUCCGGGAGUGCCGACAAAAGUGAAAACUCAAUGACUAGUCCAAAAUGUCUGCAGCACUAUGUACAAUUGACCCAUCCUCCUUUCUUUUGAAAAACUUUAGUUCCGAAAUUGCUGGCCAGUGAGCUUAAAUUUGUAACGUUAAUUGUUUAAAAUUCGAAUAGAAAUUGUAAAGUUACCUUGCAGACCUCGCAUUAAAUUUGGUCAUGAUAUUUUGAGUUUUAUUCACCAGUACAGUUCACUUUUAUUAGCGAUUUCAUCAAGAUGUAGCUUUAUUGAAUUAUAUUUGAGUGAUAAAAAGAACGUAACUGUGAGAUCCUCGUAUUUCAGCCCGUACCAGUUUAGAACAUUGAACUUUAUUGCUUAAUAUAAAAGUCCAGUUUUAAAUAAUUGACCUGAUUACGAUACGUUAUGACUAAAGUUCUUUGGUGAAUAACAUUGUCCGUGACACAUGACGUCAGCGUUACGUUACGCGUUAUGCUGAAUCGAGUUUAUCAUUUUUUUCCCCACCUCAAAAAGUGCGCAGCGCCGUUAAAGAAGUAUUCACUUCAAUAAAGCGUUUAUUCUCAAGCUUACUUACAUCUAGAUACAUUACAUUCUUCUGCCAAACCACAGAGCUUCAAGAAAAAGAAGUUGUUUAUUUCAAGAGCUCAGUUGUCGCCAUAAAUCUAAAAUUGGUGAUUUAAUUUUAUACAGGUGGCCGGUAGAUGACACAAAUUAAAUGAGAAAUGUAUCAUAUAGUAUGAAAUAUUUCCCCAUCUGGGCCGGCCUUUUUUGUAUUUUGAGCUAAAAUCACUGUUUUUAUGUUAUCACCUAACUUGUUAUUCAAGCUGUAAGUUUUCCUAACAAAUAUAAUAAAAUAAAUUAUUUAUUUAAUUACAAUUAUGUUCAUCCAAUAUCCUUGCACACUAUAAAAUUGCACAAUUUUCGAAAUACCAAGUAGCAUUUGUAAAAUAUUUUUAAAGUUACUUAAAGAUACAUUUUAACUGACCGCACAACAGUAGUGCCACUAGCGGUGAAUUGAGUGCUGUUCAUAUCGAUAUUUUCAAAAAAGUUUGAAUAUUCUCUAAUUCAAACUUUUUUGAAAAUAUCGAUAUGAACAGCACUGGCCAAACUGUGGUAUCAUUUGUGCACAUUGACCUGUCAAUUUAGUUCGCGAGAAUCUGGAGGCAACUGUAGUAUUCGGCAUGGGCACUUUAUGUCAAAGUGGAUUAAAUUUGAAUACAGAAAAACCUUCGCCCUUCGAGCAACACCGGCUUCCGACAUGUCGGAAGGGAGGGGCCCAAGCGAUAUCUCGCCGUACAAAUCUUUCUGCCAUUUUUCGCGGGGGGAAAGGUGCACACAGUCGCAUUUCUCACACACUUACAUACAAAAUCCAAUCUGUAAUGACGACACAAAUACAUAGAAAGUGACACACGUCAAAGACAAACCUUGCAAACCUCGAUCUCUUUUUGUGUACGGACGAGUGACUAGUGUCACAACACGCACACUAACACAUUUUCGUUGAAGUAUGUCAUUGUAUUCUGAGAGAUGAGAAGUCGGAUUUGUCGCUCGACCGAUCCGCAAUUUGUACUGAGCGAGCAAAAUCGAUAAAUCCAACAAUUACUUGAGACUAAAAUGUAAUAAUUGUAUUUAAAUGUAAUUUAACGUAUGAUAUGUAAAAAAAAAUUACAUGUGAAAUGUAACACUUUCUAUUUGUAAAGUUGAUGUCCCCGACCUUUUUUUAUAACAAAAAACCGAGCAAACAGGCAUUUUUGUGCAGCAGUGUUCACGCGCGCGUCUGGAUUCGGUCUAGUGAAAAAUCCAAGUGCAACUAGUUUUAUUACCCGCGCUAGAUUAAAUUGACGCGCUAAUCUUGUACCUCGGCAGAGGGGAAAUAGUGCGAAUGCCGCCUCCCUUCCGUGUUGCUCGAAGCCUUCGCCGUUCAAAUUUAACCUAUAUUACUUUGACAUAAAGUGCCCAUGUCGAAUACUAGUGCAGCGUCGAGCACGAGAAUUACUAGCUUAUCUAUUUAGUAAAAGUAUUAAAGAAUGGCUGCUAUUUAACUGAUCACCAGAUUUAAUAAAAUUUAAUACCAAAAAAAUCUACUUUACCACCCUAAAAUAAUGAAUGAUCACCAAAAUUAUAACACCAUUUUAAUGUGAAAUGAUUACCAAUUUUAUUACAUUUUACUAUCCUAUUAAAGGAAAUGACACCAAAUUAAUCAUUAUUAACCCAAAAAUUGUAAAUAAUUACCAAAUUUCAAACCCCAAUUUAAUGUCAAUUGAUAACCAAAUUUUUACAUCAUGCUAUCCUAUUAAAUAAAAUGACACCAAAAUAAUCAUUGUAAACCCAAAAAUAGUAAAUGACCACCAAAAUUAGAACUACAUUUUAAUGUAAAACUAUAACCAAAUUUUUAAAUCUUGCUAUCUUAUUAAAGCAAAGCAAAAUUUUCUAGUAGCAUUUCGUUUCUGUAUGGGUUGCAGUUCAAACCUAACCUAACCCACUUUUCUAGUAGCAUUUCGUUUCUGUAAGGUUCGCAGUUCAAACCUAACCUAACCCACUUUUCUAGUAGCAUUUCUUAUCUGGAAGGGUCGCAGUUCAAUCCUAACCUAACCCACUUUUCUAGUAGCAUUUCGUUUCUGUAUGGUUCGCAGUUCAAACCUAACCUAACCCACUUUUCUAGUAGAAUUUCGUUUCUGUGUGGGUCGGAGUUCAAACCUAACCUAACCCACUUUUCUAGUAGCAUUUCGUUUCUGUAAGGGUCACAGUUCAAACCUAACCUAACCCACUUUUCUAGUAGUAUUUCGUUUCUGUAAGGGUCGCAGUUCAAACCUAACCUAACCCACUUUUCUAGUAGCAUUUCUUUUCUGUAAGGGUCGCAGUUCAAACCUAACCUAACCCACUUUUCUAGUAGCAAUUCGUUUCUGUAAGGGUCGCAGUGCUAACCUAGCCCACUUAACUGACAGCAGUACAAACCUAACCUAACCUACUUUUCUAGUAGCAUUUCAGUAUGCCUACCUAAGGUAUGCGAUGCGGGGUACGGGGGUUGAGCGGGAGGGGCUAGUAAUUUUGGCAUCAUUUUACUUUAUUUGGUAAUAUGUAUAAAUUUUUUGGUAUCAUAGUGGUUUAUUUAGGUGAGAAUAUCGCAUUUAUUUGGUCUUCAAGAUUUGGUGAUCAUUAAUGAUUUUUGGUAAUCAUUCAAUAUAUUUGGUAUUCGAAUACAAUUUGAAGUGCAGUCGUAAUUAAAACGGUGGUACUUUUGUAAUUUUAGGAAUUAUAUUUUUGGUGAUCAGUAAUUUUUUUUGGUAAGCAUGAUUUUUUUAUUUAGGGUACCAAAGUAUUUUUUGGUGGUCAUUAUAUUUGUAGCCUUAAAGAAUAUUGUCAGCAAAAACGAAAUGUGACAAUACUGUUUUAUGUAAGUAUUAUGAAACUAAUAAUCAAUGCACACCACCUUAGAAUAUUUCCAAUUAGUAUUUAAUGAAUAAUAAUGUAUUCUCUUGUACAGUCACCUGCAAUAACGUUACUCUUCGAGGGCCGCAAAAGUAUGUGACACGCUCAUCUGACACAGAUGAAGAGGCCUUAUGGCUCUACACAUAAGAUCGUCUCAGAUAUUUUCGAGGCCUUCGUUGUGUAAUAUAUUAUUGCAGGUGACGUACGUUUGAUGUUGUAAUUCGUUUAUGUGAAAUGUGAUCUAAUAAUGCAGAAAUUCACACACACACACACACCUUUAAAACGUUAGUGAAAAUAAUGUAAGGUGGCGGUACUGGUGUUCGACGCGGUCCCAGUACAUGUCAUCUUGAAACUUACGUCAUUGUCAAUAGAGGUGACAGCAGGGUGCCAUCUAUUGAGCCUUAGCAUGUCGAGCACUAGUACCACCACGAUAUACCUACUGAUUUAAUUGUUAUUUAAAAAAGUAGAAGUUUAUUUUAUGGGUUAAAGUCAAAAUUAUUUAUUGAAUUUGAGACAUCAGUCCUUAGGAUAUUUAUUGUUGAAUUAUUAUAAAAAUGUGAUGUAAAUUAGAACUUAUAAUCUAGAUUUAAUUAUAUUUAUUAUCUUUCACUAUACUUAUAUCGUUAGCACUUAUGUAAAAAUGUGUAAUCAUUAAUCAAACUAUAACUAGCGAAUAUUUUCGAACCCAAAUAAGUUUAAAUAGUUAUAUAGGUACUUACGCUGGUAAUACGCUUUUCAAAUCCUUCUGCUUCUAAUAUUAGAAUUAGAUUAGUUGUAAUUUAUUGUUCAAUACAAUUUUCGUGGGUCGCCACUCGAGAGACAUCUAGUAUCAUUAGCGGUACUGAUAAUUGCGCUACUCGAUGCUAGAUGUCGACUAUGACAAUACAAAUAUUUUUGGCACCAAAACUGAUAUAUGGAGUGAGCACUCUUGUCUUACUAUAUUUCUCUAUGUCUUGGCUUGGCCAGAUUUUUGACUUGUUCAGACUUGGCAAGCGAUAAAGUAUGGCGGUUCCUACAAAAAUAUUACGUUUACUGGCGCUGCCAGACUUUGUCGCUGUCAUGCCGACACCUGUUUGGUUGCUCUACUCUGUAAACAACGGGGCAAGCAUCUGCCACUAAACAUUUUAUUUAUUUAUUUGGAAUGUUUAACCUUUUGAGCGAUUGUCUAUUCAUAUUGUGCAUUGCCAUGUGAAUAUGAACCUUAUAUAAACGUGAGAAGGUCGCUAUUGCAGUCCCGACUGCGAUCAAAGGGUUAAUGUGAUAUUUAGCACUUCUAUUUGUCCUUGUUAGCAUUUAUGUUUAUUGAUGUUUUUAAUGUUACAAAUUAUAAUAAAUCAUUGCUAUUUA
Molecule: messenger RNA, 7662 nt
Organism: Cydia fagiglandana
Lineage: Eukaryota; Metazoa; Arthropoda; Insecta; Lepidoptera; Tortricidae
Product: WD repeat-containing protein 7-like
Exons: 12
Coding region: 86-1690 (534 amino acids)
Cellular component (GO): cytoplasm
Molecular function (GO): protein binding
Source: RefSeq, a predicted model, not a curated record